Anguilla anguilla (European eel) is the source of this 3371-nucleotide messenger RNA. Its product is annotated as GTPase IMAP family member 8-like. NCBI's taxonomy places the organism in Eukaryota, Metazoa, Chordata, Actinopteri, Anguilliformes, Anguillidae. The transcript is spliced from 5 exons. Bases 42 to 3314 code for a protein of 1090 amino acids. The record is from RefSeq and is a predicted model, not a curated record. Gene Ontology annotation, molecular function: GTP binding.
UUGAAUUUUAUGUUUUGACAACAUAUUUUUCUGUACCAGCCAUGGCAGGGUGGAUUGAUUCCCGAGAUGUGAAACCAGAGGAUUUGCGGAGAAGAGCCAGUGCUGAAUUUGAGCAUCCCAACAUGUCUGAGCUGAGGGUUGUGCUGCUGGGGAAGUCUGGAGAACUGAAGAGUAAAGUGGGGAACAUCAUCCUGGGGGCAGAGGUCCUUUCAGUGAAAGAUGAGUGUGAGAGAGCGCAAGGUCUGGUGAAUGGGAGGCCUGUGGCUCUGAUCAACACUCCAGACUUACUGGACCCCAAGCUCCCCGAUAGGAAAUUAUUCCAUCAGAUAGAGAGAUGUGUUACCCUGUCUGCCCCAGGUCCUCAUGCACUCCUGCUGCUGCUGGAGAACGACAACAUUACAUCUGAGGGGAAAAAAAGAUUAGAGAGAAUCCUGCACUCUUUCAGCCCUGAGGCCUUCAUGUACUCGAUGGUACUGACCACUAAAAUAACUCUCCAUGACCUGCCUUAUACCCAAGUUCUGCAAAUGUGUAGUGGAAGGUGUUACACGUUUCACAACACAGAUGAGACUGAUUACACCCAGGUUACUGAACUAAUGGAGAAAAUAGAGCAGAUGGUGGGGGAGAAUGGAGGAGGUUUCCUCAGCUGUGAGAUGUUCAAGGAGCCAGAGUCAGCCACGCUUGGAGCGAGUCAGGUACCUCUGAGGAAGGCUGAACAGAAGGUGGAGAGGAAGGAGAAACCAAGGGCUCUAUCUAAACAACGACAGGAAAUUAAAGGAAAAAAAGUGGCUGGGGGAGACGGACUGAACCUGGUGUUGUUUGGGAGGAGAGGAGCUGGGAAGAUGUUCGCAGGGAACACCAUCCUGGGACGGAGGGAGUCCAGUGUGGAUUCCAGCUCCUCUUCAGUGUGUGAGAGCAGAGAUGGAGAAGUGGACGGUCGCCUGGUUACCGUGGUGGAAAUGCCAGCUCUGUGUGAUGCACAGCUCACUGCAUCUGCUGUGUCUCGUCUCUUUACCUCUCUCUGUGGCCAUGGAGUCCAUGCCUUCUUCCUGGUCACUCCAGCUCCUCCCCUCACUGAUGAAGACAAGGCAGAAAUAACCAGGAUUCAGGAGACAUUUGGCUCAAGAGUCACUGAUUACAUGAUGGUCAUUUUUACCCAUGAGAAUCCAGCUGCUCCACCUGUUCGUGACUUUCUGCAGCAAAGUAAGGAUAUUCAGGAGCUUCUGAGGAUCUGUGGAAACAGGUACUUUGUUUUCUACAACCAGCACAUUCUCAACAACCCAGCAGUUCCAAGGCUUCUGCAGGUCAUAGAAGAGAUAAAGAGAAAAACAAGAAGCUGCUUUUCCCUGGAUAUGUACUGGGAGGCACAGCUCGAGAGGAAUGGUCGAGAGCUGGAGGCCAGGCACAAGACUGAGCUGGAGGAGAAGGACAGGAAGAUCAGAGAAUUAGAAGAACGUAUAAAGGGCACAUCACAGGGCGCUGGGGGUAAAGACCAGAGCUCUGACUGUGUGAGGAUAGUGCUUGUGGGGAAGACAGGAAGUGGGAAAAGUGCCACAGGAAACACCAUACUGCAGAGGGAGGAGUUCGAGUCGGAUAUCAGUAUGAAAUCAGUGACGACCUGCUGUAAGAAAGGAGUAGGGGAAGUAGCUGGCAGGCGUGUUGCUGUAGUUGACACGCCGGGUAUCUUUGACACAUCAUUUUCUAAGGAGGAGGUCCAGCAGGAAAUAGCCAAAUGCAUCUCCUUUUUGGCCCCAGGACCUCAUGUGUUUCUCCUAGUGCUACAGAUUGGAAGAAUCACAAAGGAGGAGAAGGACACAUUGCAGCUCAUUAAGAGCACCUUUGGUAAAACGGCUGAAAUGUUCACCAUAGUCAUAUUCACAAGAGGGGAUGCACUUACAAAUAAAUCCAUUGAAAGCUUCAUUCAACGAGGUGACCCUGUAAUCCAAAAUCUGAUUAAAGACUGUGGAAACAGGUUUCAUGUCUUCAAUAAUACUGACAUGAGCAAUCGCACCCAAGUGUCUGAGCUGCUGGAUAAGAUAGACGUGAUGGUUCAGAGGAAUGGAGGCUGUUACACCAAUGAGAUGUUCCAGGAGGCAGAAUUUACCAUAAGGAAAGAGUGCGAAAGAAUACUGAGUGUGAAUGCGGAAGAGAUGCAGAGAGAGAAGAAGAUGCUGGAGGAAAAACAUGAAGCGGAGAUGAAAGAGAUGAGGAGGAAGAUGGAAGAGCAGAGACACAAAGCAAAAGAAGAAAUAAUGCUUCAGGAAAAAAAUCUGAAAGACAAAGAAGAACAUUUCAGGAUGGAGCUAGAAAAGUGGAAGAAAAAAGAGAAGGAAAAAAAAGAGAGGAGAGAGAGGGAAGACAUAGAGAGGAAGGCAAGACAAGAAUCAGAGUGGAAGAGCAAAAUAGAUGAGAUUGAGGAAACGAAAAGGACGCUGGAAAAGGAGUUGAAAUGUAGGGAAGAGGAAGAGAAGCAGAGGGAGGAAAGAGAGAGGAAAAAGAGGAAAGAGCUGAUAGAAAAACAAAAAAGAGAAAAGAUAGAAUUUGAGGCAAGGCAAGCAGAAGAAAAGAAAAAGAGAGAUCGAGAGGAGCAGGAGAGGAAAAACAAUGAGGCGAGACAAAGACUUGAGUGGGAACAGAGAAUUAAAGAGGCAGAAAAUGAGAUAAAAGAGGUACAGGAAGACAUUAAGAAAAGAGCUAAGGAAUGGGAGCAGGAAAGGGAAAAGGAACAGAAAAGGAAAGAGAAGGAUGAGCAGUACAGGAGACAGAAAGAAGAGAACGAGAGAACAGAGUAUGCAUUGAAAGAACACAAAAUGCGGGAAGAGUUUGAAAAAGUAAUGGAACAAGAAAGACAAAAGGGAGAGAAUGAAAGGAGAUCUAAAGAGCAACUAGAAAGGGAGCUUGAAGAAAAGCAAAAGCAGCUGGAAAAACAACAAGAGCAGUUAGACAAGGAAAGAAAAGAGGAGGCAGACAGACGAUUUAAGGAGGACACACAGAGAAAAGAGGAGGAGAGGAAAAGGGAGGAAUUGUUGCAGAAGGAACUUGAGAAGGAACGUGAAGACCUUCAGAAGAUGAAGAUUGAUGAAGAGGCUAAGAGAACAAAAGAAGCAAAAACAUUUAAAGACAUGGAGGAACACUAUCGUAGAAUCAUUCUUGAAAAUAAUCAGAAAUAUGAAGAAGCUGCUAGAAAAACAGCAGAGGAAUUUAAUAACUUUAUUAAGGAACAGGAAAGAAAGCUAACUCAAUUUCAAGAAGAGCUUCAGCACCAAACUGCACAUGGUCAUGAGAAAAAGAAAGGCAAAAAAUGUUUAAUAAUGUAGUGCUGAAAAAGGCAUGUGCUCAUGUGCUAGGCCAGUGUUUCUCAACCCUGGUCCUGG